CCGGCCACAGAAAAUUAGGAUGCUCUUUUUAGCUCCUUUUUUGAAAUAUCAACAAUACAAAGGGUUUCUUCGUCUUAUGGUCUUGAUUUUGCGCACUCUAUGGUUCUUUUGCCAGGUUUAAAAACUGUCUAUCUGGUUGGAAAUUUGAGCAAGAAUACACCACCAUCUUAUACAAGUGGACCUGCUGACACACCUAAAAAAGCGUACCCUCAAUCUAGCAACCUAGUAGGUACAGUUGAUGUUGAGUAUAAAUCUAAAGAUGAUGCAACUGAUAAAGCUCGAAUUUUGGAAACCGAGGACGCAGAAAGAAAGAAAAGUCAAUUACAAUGCGCAAAUACAGAUUAUAAAGACAGCUUUAUCAAAGGCUCGACAAGAACUUUAUCAGACAAGGAAAUUUUUGAAUCGGCUAUCAACUUCAAGCAAAAGAUCAGUAACAACCAAAGAAUCAAGAUUACCCGGGAAAAUUAUUUGUGUCACGAAAAAGUCAAAAUCAUUGUUCUUGAUGGCAGGCUUACUUUGAAUGAUUCAACUUUCUCAGUAACCGACAACGGCAUAACUACAAUGACAGAAACAUCACAAUUCAAAGUUGAUCACUUCAAGUUUCCUCUGGACCUACAAAAUCGAUACUCUAUAUUAAGCGGUUCAAAGAUGAUCCUGAUAUUGGUUCAUUGGACCAAAGCUCUUUUCAGUAUUGAACAUUCAUUUUAGUUUGAGAGAUGGGAGAACCCCCAGUUAUCUUUUCUAGACUAAAAAAAAAAA
Molecule: messenger RNA, 759 nt
Organism: Mucor mucedo
Lineage: Eukaryota; Fungi; Mucoromycota; Mucoromycetes; Mucorales; Mucoraceae
Exons: 4
Coding region: 100-708 (202 amino acids)
Source: RefSeq, a predicted model, not a curated record